Molecule: messenger RNA, 468 nt
Organism: Triticum turgidum subsp. durum (durum wheat)
Lineage: Eukaryota; Viridiplantae; Streptophyta; Magnoliopsida; Poales; Poaceae
Source: the annotation of a GenBank genome assembly
AUGGCGGUGGAGGGGAUAACCGAGGGCGUGAGGGGCCUCAAGGUGGAGGACGGCGAGGGGGCGGCGGGCGCCGCGGCCGACGCGCCGGCCGCCGCCGCCGCCGCCGGGGAGGGGCAGAGGCGGGGCGCCAGCGGCAGCAGCAACCGCAUCCAGGUGUCCAACACCAAGAAGCCCCUCUUCUUCUAUGUCAACCUCGCCAAGAGGUAUAUGCAGCAGCACGGCGACGUCGAGCUCUCCGCGCUCGGGAUGGCCAUUGCGACGGUUGUGACUGUGGCGGAGAUUCUAAAGAACAACGGCCUCGCUGUUGAGAAGAAGAUUAGGACAUCCACAGUGGAAAUAAAUGACGAAUCUAGAGGCCGCCCAUUCCAAAAGGCCAAGAUUGAGAUAGAGUUGGGGAAGAGCGAGAAAUUCGACGAGUUGAUGGCCUCUGCUGCGGCAGACGCCGAAGAAGGCGAGGAGGAGGCCUGA